Molecule: messenger RNA, 3947 nt
Organism: Fusarium oxysporum Fo47
Lineage: Eukaryota; Fungi; Ascomycota; Sordariomycetes; Hypocreales; Nectriaceae
Product: OPT oligopeptide transporter protein-domain-containing protein
Exons: 9
Coding region: 120-3947 (1275 amino acids)
Biological process (GO): transmembrane transport
Molecular function (GO): oligopeptide transmembrane transporter activity
Source: RefSeq, a predicted model, not a curated record
CACAAUUAUAAAAUGCCGAGACCUUCGCGCCAAGAAAUCAAUGCAUCUUCAGAAGACCUUGUCUCCUUCUUGUGUCAGUUCACCUCGUUAGGCAUUUCUUAGUGAUUGAGACCGCCAUCAUGGCACGCAAGGUCGAAUACGCCGACAACCUUGAGCCUUCAAGACAAGAAGAUGGUACCAUCGAAGGCACAUCAGAAGAAAUCAUCGACAACCCCGACAAAGCUACUGCCUUCGCCAUCAGCGGCAUAGACGAACACUACGAUAUCGACUCAGACAACUCGCCCCAACCAGAAGUCAGAGCCAAUGUCCCCAACGUCGAUGAUCCCUCUAUGCCUGUUAAUACGCUCCGUGCGUGGACGCUAGGUCUACUGUUUACCAUUCUCGGAACGGGUAUCAAUCAGUUCUUUUCGAUGAGAUAUCCUAGUGUGACUAUCUCAUCGCUUGUCGCGCAGUUGGUCGCUUAUCCUGCUGGAAGAGCCCUUGCGCAUGCGCUUCCUAUUAUGAGGAUUAGAGUGUUCGGGAGGGAGAUUGCACUUAAUCCUGAUCAUCACUUUAACAUCAAGGAGCAUGCGCUGAUUACUAUCAUGUCAAACCUCUCAUUUGGACCGUCUUGGGCAACGGAUAUUAUUCAAGCUCAAGUUGCGCCUGCGUUCUUGGGCCUGAAGACUCCUGUCGGGUAUCAAUUCUUACUCGCGCUUACUAUGCAGCUGUUUGGCCUUGGAAUGGCUGGUAUGGCGUACAGGUUUAUUGUUGAGCCGCCGCAUAUGGUCUGGCCUUCGACGCUUGCUAAUGCGGCGCUGUUUCAGACGUUACAUGGGAGAGCGAACCCAAAGGCUGAUGGAUGGAGUAUUUCGAGGUAUCGCUUCUUUGUCUACGUCUUUGCGGGUGGUUGGUUGUGGUACUGGCUGCCUGGGUUCCUCUUUACUGGACUGAGCACCUUUGCCUUCAUUUGCUGGGCUGCACCAAACAACAUCAUCGUCAACAACCUCUUUGGCAUGUCAACCGGUCUCGCCUAUCUCCCCACCACUUUUAACGGCUCUCCCCUCGUCGUCCCCUUCUGGGCCCAAGCCAAUGUCUUCGCCGGAUGGGUCAUCCUCUUCGCUCUCGUCACACCAAUUCUGUAUUACAGAAAUACUUGGUAUACAGCUUACCUACCGUUCUCGGGGGGUGACAUCUACGACAACACUGGCAAUGUCUUCAACGCGUCACGCGUCGUUGACCGCCACGGAAAUUUCUCUCCCGAAGAUUACAAGAGCUACAGCCCCAUAUUUAUGCCAGUCACUUUCGCUCUCAGCUACGGUAUCUCUUUCGCGACAAUGACUUGCGUUCCGACGUACAUCUUCCUCAACUACUGGAAGCAGAUCGUCGGCGCCUUCAACCCGCAGCGGAAGAAGGAUAUUCAUGCUCGGCUGAUUGAGAGAUACCCUGAUGCUCCGUGGUGGUGGUACGCCGCAUUGACUGCUAUCGUCCUUGGUCUUACCAUCAUGGUUCAAGAGGUUUACAAUACCCAAAUGCCUGUUUGGGGUGUCUUUCUUGCCUUUGGUCUUGCAGCAUUUUAUCUCAUCCCCACCGGAAGUGUCUAUGCUGUAGCCAACUUGAACAGCAAUGUCCUCACUGUCCUUGGCGAGAUCAUCUCAGGAUAUGCUAUCCCAGGAAAGCCAGUAGUCAUGCUGAUCUUCAAGUUCUACGCAUACACUGGACUCAGCCAGGCGAUGAUCUUUGCUUCGGAUAUGAAGCUUGGGCUGUACAUGAAGAUUCCCCGUCGCACACUAUUUGUCGCACAAUUGACUGCCUGCAUUGUUGGGUCUCUCACUCAAAACGCCGUCGUCCUUUGGAUGUUGCACCACGUCAAGGACAUCUGUGAGAGCGACCAACCCAACAAGUAUACCUGUCCCCAAGGUCGCGUCAACUUCUCAUCAAGUAUUGUUUGGGGAGCUGUCGGUCCUGCCCGGUUAUACAGCGUAGGCAAGAUCUACUCAGGACUUUUGCACCUAUUCUGGCUUGGAGCACUACUACCAGUAGUAACUUUCUUCCUGAAAAAGAAGUUCCCCAAUAGCAAGUUGCUACGUAACCUUCACUGGCCUCUCUUUUUCGCUGGUACUGGCAACGUGCCUCCCGCUACUGGCAUCAACUAUAGUUCUGCCUUUGCAGUCUCUUUCAUCUUCAACAAGUGGAUUCGUGGAAGAUACCCUCAUUGGUGGGCGAAGUAUAACUAUGUUCUUUCGGCGGCGCUGGACUCUGGUCUUGCGAUUUCUGCUAUUGUAAUCUUCUUUGCCCUCGUCUUCCCUGGGUCACAAUAUGUCGUACGCACAUUUGGACUAUCGCUUAUCGUUGACGUUUACAGGGGUAGCGUAUCAAUGAUGGUGUCUUUGAAUAUUCUCAGAGCCUUGACUUGUCUUAACUCGGCACAGAGCAUCCUGCCCCUUUCGCCUCCGCACUCGCCUAUCUCCCCGAAGCUCACCGGCGAUCCCUGCAUCCAAAUUGAUGGGGUCUGGAAAAUCACGGAGGACUGUGUUGAUCCUCUGUACUCCCAACCAAUAAUCGACAACGAGACCCACGAGACACUACCGCUACCUCAUCUCAGAAUCUCCGGUCAUUUCGAAGGGACCGCCGUUGACUUCAACAUCUACCUCCCCAAGAAUGGCUGGAAGGGUCGCUUCUUCCAGCUAGUCUUCCCACUACAGAACUCAACUGCAUCCGCUCGGGAGAUUGGAUUCGGUGCUGAAAGCGGAGGGUAUACCGUUCGUGCUUCCGGUCGACCAACGUAUCGUGGUGAUGCAGCUGCAGCUAAGGUUGGCAUGAUGAUUGCACGCGAGUACUACAAGCCCAAGACCAACAAGAUCCAUGGGUAUAUCUACGGAGGUAGCGGUGGAUCUCUUGUUACCGUUGGAGCGAUGGAGAAUACGAUUGGUAUAUGGUCUGGUGCUCUGACACUUGUCCAAGCUGUACCAGUUUCCAUCAACAAUUGGUCUAUCCGUGCUCUCGCAGGUCUGGUUCUUGAGAACAAGAGUGUCGAGAUCGAGGAUGCUCUUAGGCCUGGUGGUAGUGGGGACGUCUACUCAAGCUUGAGUCCCACUGAGAGAACCGCUUUUGAAGAGGCCACGGCCCUUGGUGUGCCUAUCAAAGGGUGGGAAAGCUUCUACGAAACUGGGGCCUCUGAGCCACUUUGGGAAUCUCUCAGAACCGUAUCUGGAGCAGCUGUGACGAGAAUGGAUCCUACCUAUGUGGAUGACUUCUGGAAUAAGCCUGGAUACUUGGGGAGCGAGCAUUCCAGUCUCGGUGAGAUCUUCCGCAAGGAGAUGCUUGACUACAAGACAUCCAUUAUUUCUAUUAGGCGUGGUGUCAACCAGAUUCCUGUUGGCCUCACCCUUGAAAAGGCACCCGAAUCAGCAAGAACAUACUGGCUGGACAUCAUUCUUCUCUCCAAAGAUGGAGAAGCACUCGGGAAAAUCACAGCCAAGGGUCGCAAUGACAAUAACAACAAGACCGUUACCCUUCAUCAUGACAAUGAUCUUGCCGUCCUCUCUCUUCUCCAAGAGGGUAACCAAGUCCACAUAAGCAACCGCAUGUUCCUCGCCAUGCAUGCAAUUCAUCGCCACUCAGUCCCCAAAAGCGCAGACUUCUACGGAUACGAUUGUCUGCGUGAUUCGAACGGAGACCCCAUCUAUCCCCAGCGCCCCGUCCUAGUGGCGGAGCAGAUAGCCUGGUCAGCUAGCGGUGGCGCUUCUUUUUCGGGCAAGUUCAAUGGCAAGAUGAUCGUCAUGGAUAAUCUUAUGGAUGUUGACGCGUUCCCAUGGCAUGCAGAUUGGUACAAGAACCAGGUCAAAAAGGCUUAUGGAGAUGAAGCCGAUAAUAAGUUUCGUCUUCAUUAUAGCGAGAAUGCGGAUCAUCAAAUGGGUCCUGUUUAUCUGGUGCGAAACCGGGGUAUACCCAAGCACUCCAACUAA